Messenger RNA from Knipowitschia caucasica, 327 nucleotides. NCBI's taxonomy places the organism in Eukaryota, Metazoa, Chordata, Actinopteri, Gobiiformes, Gobiidae. The record is from the annotation of a GenBank genome assembly.
AUGAGCACAAUUCAUCCCCCUCCGACAUCCAGCCAAAGAAGAGCCAAUUUUGGGGUCACACCUUUGGGCCUCGUGGGACGCUCUGUAACUGCAUGUGGAGGGAAACAUAUGGAGACGGUGCCAUGGGAGAGGAGGCUGAGGUUGUGGCAGGGCAUCAGGGGCAUCAGGGCUCUGUGUGUACGAGGAGGAGCGGAGGAGAUGCUGCAGAGAGGGCAAGGCCUAACACUUCAGACAGCACUCCUCAUCAGCUUCAAACACAUACCAGCCCCUAACAUUAAAGACACAGCUCCAAUGAUCAAAUACAAGUGGGGAGGAGGUGUUAACUAG